This is a messenger RNA of Choloepus didactylus (southern two-toed sloth), 945 nucleotides long. Its product is annotated as olfactory receptor 5V1-like. Gene Ontology annotation, cellular component: membrane. The record is from RefSeq and is a predicted model, not a curated record. Lineage: Eukaryota; Metazoa; Chordata; Mammalia; Pilosa; Megalonychidae. Gene Ontology annotation, molecular function: olfactory receptor activity; G protein-coupled receptor activity. Gene Ontology annotation, biological process: G protein-coupled receptor signaling pathway.
AUGACCAAUCAGAGCACAGUGGCACAAUUUAUCCUACAGGGCUCCUCAGACAUCCCCACUGUAAAUGCUUUCAGCACAGGUGCUUUUCUGAUCAUUUACGUCUUUGGACUCAUGGAGAAUAUCUCUAUCAUCACAGUGAUUAUCAAAGAUUACCAGCUCCACAUACCCAUGUAUUUCUUCCUGAAGAACUUGUCCUUCCUGGAUAUGUGCUAUGCCUCAGUCACCAUGCCCAAAGCCACUGGCACUGCUAUCUCAGGUUCCAAGGAUUUUUCCUUUGCAGAAAGUGUUGCCCAGCUCUACCUGCUCUUCCCCAUGGCUGCCUCUGAGUGCUUCCUUCUCACUGCCAUGGCUUGUGACCGCUGUGUGGCCAUCUACGGACCCUCCUACGGGGUCAUAACGAGCAGAAACCUCUGCUGGGAGCUUGUUUCCUCAUCCUGGAUUUGUGGAGGGCUCUACUCUAUUUUCCAUGCCAUCAACACAUUCCCCCUCCCUUUCUGUGGACCUAAUGUCACUGAUCACUUCCUCUGUGACAUUCCCCCUCUCGUGAGGCUUUCUUGUGCUGACUACCAAGGAGACGAAGAAUUGGUCUUUAUAUCCAGCAGUUGCAUCAUCCUGGGAGCCUUUCUCCUCACCCUGCUCUCUUACAUCUGCAUCAUCUUUACCAUCCUCAAGAUCAGUCACGUUCAAGGUCUCUGGAAAGCCUCCUCCACCUGUGCCUCUCACCUGACCACUGUUCUCCUGUUUUAUGGGACUGAGAGUUCUACGUACCUAAGACCUAUAUCCGAUUAUUCUCCAGUAGAAGGAAGGUUGGCUGCUGUAUUUUAUUUCAUCAUCACACCCACUUUGAACCCUGUUAUCUACUGUCUGAGGAAUAAAGAAAUGAAUGCAGCCUUUAAGAAAGUGCGUUAUAAAUACAGAGAAACAACUGAAAAUGACUUAUUGUAA